Molecule: messenger RNA, 927 nt
Organism: Cyprinus carpio (common carp)
Lineage: Eukaryota; Metazoa; Chordata; Actinopteri; Cypriniformes; Cyprinidae
Exons: 3
Coding region: 155-850 (231 amino acids)
Source: RefSeq, a predicted model, not a curated record
AAUCGUCUGCUCGCACCUCUUGGAGGGUGGAAGAAAUGACCAGUGACUCCACCCCUGUCCUGCCUCUGCCAUCCCCUGCUGACCCUGAACCUAUGCAGGUGGGACGUCUGCGUCUCACUCCUCAGCAGAAGCAAGAGAGACUCACCCGGGGCUUAUGUUUCUACUGUGGGAGGGCCGGACACUUCGUCGGCAAAUGCCCGCUAAAAGCCAGGGCCCAUCAGUAGCCAGGGGGAUUCUGGUGGGCACAUCUCCUCUUAAUUUCCCCCACUCUUCCCGCACACUUCUUCCUGUGAGUGUUCAGUUUGAAGGUUCCAGUCACUCCUGUACGGCCCUGGUGGAUUCUGGGGCUGGUGGUAGUUUUCUGGACACGGGAUUGGCUAAGCAAUGGGGAAUUCCUGCCAUUCCCCUCGCUACUCCUAUCUCUGUUCGGUCUCUUGAUGACUCUCCUAUCACCACCAUCACUCACCUCACCCCUCCUGUGGAUGAAGCUGAUCUGUCCGGGGUUCCGGAGGAGUACCGCGAUCUUCGGCUGGUUUUCAGCAAGUCCCGGGCGGUGUCCCUGCCUCCUCACCGGCCAUAUGAUUGUGCCAUCAACCUCCUCCCAGGCACUUCUCCGCCCAGGGGUCGGUUAUAUUCCCUGUCUGGUCCAGAAAGAGAGGCUAUGGACAAAUAUAUUCGAGAGUCCCUUGAUGCCGGUCUCAUCCGUCCCUCCUCGUCUCCUGCUGGUGCAGGAUUUUUCUUCGUUAAGAAGAAGGAUGGCUCCUUGCACCCUUGUAUUGAUUACAGAGGUACACACUCAACACGUGCGCCAGGUGCUACAACGGCUGCUGGAGAACCAGCUAUAUGUUAAAGCGGAGAAGUGCGAUUUCCACUCCAAGUCAGUUCCUUUCCUGGGCUAUAUCAUUUCGGCGGAGGGAAUCAAAGCAG